Acanthoscelides obtectus is the source of this 2116-nucleotide messenger RNA. Lineage: Eukaryota; Metazoa; Arthropoda; Insecta; Coleoptera; Chrysomelidae. The record is from the annotation of a GenBank genome assembly.
GAAAGAUCUAGCGCUCAUUCGAAAUACUGUCGUCAAUUGUAUCACGUUGUUCCAAAUAUCCUUCUUAUGCAAAUAGUAGAUACACAGCUGUUUUAUGACAGCUAAUAAUGAGAUGUUAAAAAAACACAGAUAAUAAAAACUGAUUACAAUGUACCCAUCGUCCAAAAUAUCUACGACUGAAAUGACGUUGAGAGUGAUUGCAUCCAUUUUUGGAUUAUUUCUGUUGAUACAAACUUCUGCUGGUCUAGCACCUCCUCCAGUUUGCAAAGAGAAUGGCGUUUACGGCGACGCAAAUGACUGCACAAAAUUUUACAUGUGCUCUCCUUGUGGACCACUGGAGUUUUAUUGUCCUACUGGAAACUACUUUGACCCAGAGAAGAAAGCUUGUACCCAAGAUGAAAAUCAGAAGUGUGAAUCAAGUUCCAUUCUACCUUCAAGCCAGGAAGUGAUAACCCCUGAUGUCGACAUUACUUUCUUACCGAACAACUUCUCUUGCAUGAUAAUGGUUGUAGAUGAUGAUUAUGACGUAGGUAUGGAAGACGAAAGCGCUGAAUAUGCAGAUGUAUACAGUUCUGAUCUUCCUGAAAAUCCGGCUCAGUCCAAAGAAAAAAAUGAAACGGACUCUAGUAGUUCCACUGGUACACCAAAAGAAACCAUAUAUGAUAAUAAUUCCAAGUCACGCGAGUUUUCUGUGAACACCAGCGCUGAAAUUUUGGAAAUUGAUACAAAUAAGAGUGCUGCACUCAAUAACACCGCUUCUGUACCUCAUCAUGAAUCGCAGAACUAUGUUAAUAUCUCAAAAGAAUACUCCGAAGUUAAUACUACUAACUCCACUUUAGAUGAGGAGAUACUGCUUGGUGACAGAACUCAAAAUAUCACAGAAAAUAUCACAUUAUCUAAAGAAGACAAGCAACACAUAAUAUCCAAUAAUACAGCUGAUAUUUAUAUAUCACAUGAACUGAAGAACAUAACUAAUGCAGAGGAAGUCAAUACAAUUAUAACUACAAAAAGUAUAACAAAUGUUAAGAUUGCGGAAGAAAAACAUAAUAUAUCACUAACUAACGCCGAUUCGGAAGAUCAAACGGAUAGAACUAAUUUUACAGACUUAUCAAAACAUUUUGAUUUUGCAACUAACAGUGGUACGGUAAAUGUUUCGGUAGACGAUAAAGUUAAUGUAACAAAAGAUAUAGAUACGAACGGAGCUAAUACUGCAUUUAUAAAUUCUACAACUUUUGGAGAAGAGAUAGAAAAUUUCACCAUUGUUCACGACACUUCUGAUGAAACAACCAAUGUCGAAGAUUCUGGUUCAGACAAUUCCACUGAGACCAUCCAGUUUGAUAUAAUUAAGGAAAUAACAAUAAUAAAUGCAACAAGUUCGGGCGACAACAGUCAUCCAAACACCAGCAUAGGGCUUGCCAAAGUUGCAGGCACAAUUUUGGAGGAAGAAGAUGCUAAAGGAGAAAUUAAAAUUAAAACUAACUUAACUGAUAAAUCAGAACUGUCAAAAAUCAGCGGACACAGCAUUGAUAACAUUACGGGGGAUCAUCUACAUAUAGAUAUUUCUGUUGAAAUAGCUAAAAAUCACACAGUUAUAGCUGACGAAGAUUCAAAAUCCCAUCAAGAACUGUUAGACAAAGUACUUAAAGAAAUUGAUAUAGCAGAUGACAUGUUAUCUGACGAUAAAAAUGCUACUAUCAUUUAUACAACGUCAUUUGAUUCAGUCAAUGCUACGCAUAAUACAGUGCAUACAAUGACUAGUCCGUUGCCUAGCUUUAGUGCCCCUCCGGACGUAUCUGACUUUGUCAGAGAGCUUUUAGGUGAUAUGAAAGACUAUCAGAAAAUUAUGAACAGUGUCAAAGAUGACUUGAACGGGAUGGAACAUUUGAUACUUCCUCGUAAUAAUACUGAUAAUAGUACUAAUUCUAUAGAUGUAGAUGAUGUUGUAGCAGAUUAUUUGUAUUCAAGUAGUGAUACGCAAUAUUAUUCUAAAAUACUGGCUUAUGCCAUUAUAUUUAGUGGUUUAUAUAACGUAAUAGCUUACUAGAUUGAAGAUACACGUUUAGUAUAAGGUUUGUAAAUGAUAUCUAUAUGUUAGAAGUUAGUAAACAGUUUGUUC